AUGGACAAAGUCGCUGUCGCUGGUGGUUCGUCCGGUUUGGGCCGUACAAUGGUCGAUGCCCUCGAGGCAGCCAAGACUCACGACUACAUCGUCCUAUCGCGAAAGGCUACUGGACCUGAAACACGAGCUGUCGACUACUCUAAUAUCGAUGCUUUGACCUCGCUUCUUGAAUCUGAGCAGGUUGACACGGUUAUAUCAAUGCUUCCGAUCGAUAGUGAUGAUAGCGGACAAGCUCAGCUGAAUCUCAUCGAAGCGGCGGACCGAUCGAAAUGCACUAAGCGAUUCUUGCCGAGUGAAUUUGGUAUGGUCUACACCAAAGACAACAUCGCCCAUGUCCCUUCCUACCAAUGGAAGCUGAAAGCAGUAGAAGUCCUUGAAAAGACCAACCUCGAGUUCUCACUCGUCUCAAUUGGUCUGUUCCUAGACUACUGGGCCGCUCCACGUAUACCCACCUAUAUCCGCGCAGCAAACAUAAUCAUCGACCCUGAAAACAACGCAGCAGUAAUUCCCGGAGACGGAAAUACCCCAGUUGUCUUUACUCACUCUACGGACGCAGCAAAGUAUACCGUUGCCCUUCUUAAAAUUACGAAUUGGAAGCGCAGAUACGCUAUCGUCACAAAUCGUAUGACUCUCAACGCAGCGGUUAAGCUGGCUGAGGAGGUCAAGGGCGUCAAGUUUGACGUUAAAUAUUUCUCUGUGGAGCAGAUGAAGAAUGGUGAGAAUGAUCUGACGCCGAGUAUGAAGAAGGCGUUGCCAGAGGAGAUGCAUGGUGGUAUGAAGGCGAUGCUGGCCUUGUCGGGUAUCGGAAUGGCUACGGGUUCAAAUGAUAUACAGGGAAUUGAUGAUUUGGUAGGCAAGUUUCCAAAUAUCAAGCCUGUUACUGUUAGGGACGUCUGGGAAGCUUGGAAAUAG
Molecule: messenger RNA, 912 nt
Organism: Fusarium verticillioides 7600
Lineage: Eukaryota; Fungi; Ascomycota; Sordariomycetes; Hypocreales; Nectriaceae
Exons: 2
Coding region: 1-912 (303 amino acids)
Source: RefSeq, a predicted model, not a curated record